Ilex paraguariensis (yerba mate) is the source of this 405-nucleotide messenger RNA. NCBI's taxonomy places the organism in Eukaryota, Viridiplantae, Streptophyta, Magnoliopsida, Aquifoliales, Aquifoliaceae. The record is from the annotation of a GenBank genome assembly.
AUGGGCCUGCUUUGGGUGUGUUUUGAUGAAGCUGAAGUUGCCAGAAUGAUGGGGGUACGAGUUCCAAAUGCAAUAUGGAUCCAUUGGUUGGUCUGUGGGUGCAACUCUUGGUUAUGCACAGGCUGCACAGAUGUGAUUGCUUGCAUUGGUGAUGCUUCCAGGUAUGUGACUGCUCAAGAUGUUUCAACAAUGCUACGAUGUGGACAGAGGACCAUUAUCUUCCUGAUAAACAAUGGUCCGUUGGAAGAGGAGCUCAUUGAAGCAAUUAAGACAGCAACUAAUGCCAAGAAAGAUUGCUUGUGCUUCAUCGAAGUGUUUGCUCAUAAGGAUGAUACAAGCAAAGCGUUGCUUGAAUGGGGCUCUAGGGUCUCUGCUGCUAAUAGCCGUCCACCAAACCCCCAGUAA